Messenger RNA from Lolium rigidum, 1279 nucleotides. RefSeq names its product BTB/POZ and MATH domain-containing protein 2-like. The transcript is spliced from 2 exons. Gene Ontology annotation, biological process: protein ubiquitination. Gene Ontology annotation, molecular function: protein binding. The coding region runs from base 16 to 1089 and encodes 357 amino acids. The record is from RefSeq and is a predicted model, not a curated record. NCBI's taxonomy places the organism in Eukaryota, Viridiplantae, Streptophyta, Magnoliopsida, Poales, Poaceae.
CCCAAGCAAAGAGCAAUGACAUCAACCACAGAAUCUUCAUGCACAACCCAGACGGUGCAAGGCACACACCGGUUCCAGAUCUGCCAGUUCAGCUACGGGAAUGUUGGUGACAAUGACUACAUCCGCUCUGGAACCUUCAGUGUGGGGGGAUUCGACUGGGUUAUCGUGUACUGCCCAGACGGCGAUGGCGUCGAUGGUGAGGAAUACAUAUCGGUUUACCUGGAGUUGAUGAGCAAGUAUGCGGAGGCUUCGGCGCUCGUGGACCUGAGACUGAUCAACCAGGUCACUGGAGAGGCGUGCACGAUAUGCGCGGAGAAUGAGGUGCCAAACCAGUUCAGGUCUAGCAGCUUUGAAGAGGCUACCUGGGGGAGGGAAAAAUUUAUCAGCAAGCGUGCUUUGAAAGAUUCGGUGUAUCUUAAAGAUAACUGCCUUGUUAUUGAAUGUGUCGUUACCGUGGUGAAUGAACUUAGGGUGUCUGGAAACAAAGCAUUCUAUGAAAUUGAAGUCCCUCCCCCAAAUGCACUAGAGCAUUUUGGCAAGAUGCUCAAGGAUGCGUCCAGGGCAGAUGUGACCUUCAAGGUUCGAGGAGAAACGUUUCCUGCCCACAGGGCAGUGCUUUCUGCCCGGUCGCCGGUUUUCAAAGAGCAGCUCAGUGAACCCAUGAAGGAGAACAAGAUGCAGCAUGUAACUAUCGAUCGCAUGGAACCGGCGGUUUUCGAGGCUCUGCUCCAUUUUGUUUACACUGAUUCCUUGCCUACAAUGGAUGAUCUUGACAGAGAUGAAAAAGAUGCAGUGGUCCAGCAUCUACUUGUAGCAGCGGUUCAGUAUGGUCUAGAGAGGCUGAAGCUCAUGUGUGAACGCAUCUUGUGUAUGAGCCUUGAUGUCAAGAAUGUGGCUGUUAUACUGCGUCUAGCUGAUCGACAUAACUGCUGGAAACUCAAAGAAGCUUGCGUCGAUUUUUUGGUUCCUUCGGAGAGAAUCGAUGAUGUGAUGAAAACCCAUGACUAUGAGACUAUGAAGUUGUUUUCUCCUUCUCCAUUAGCAGAUGUGUGGGAGAAGAGUCGUCGCUCCCGCAGAAGUUCCCCUUAGGUAUUGUAAUGUACUCUCCACUUGCUUCAUAGUAGGCCUUUCUUCUCCCUGGAGACGCAGACACAUCUCGGCAAGAGAGGCAAUGGUAUUGAUUUCAUCCUCAUUUGCUUCUUCAAGAACUUGAGUAGCCACCACCUCUCUUACUGGUCUCACUUUGAUCUCUGAAAUGAAGUAAAUGGACAAGUUCUGA